Aspergillus calidoustus is the source of this 1689-nucleotide messenger RNA. The record is from the annotation of a GenBank genome assembly. NCBI's taxonomy places the organism in Eukaryota, Fungi, Ascomycota, Eurotiomycetes, Eurotiales, Aspergillaceae.
AUGGUUUUCACCUCACAGCUCCCCUUACCCUCCCCACCGUCCACAGACGUCUUCAACUUCAUCUUCAACACGGGCCGGGACACAUACCCCCGCGACCGAGUCCUGUACCGCGUGCACGAAACAGGCGAAACACUCACCCUCGACGAGCUCGAAACCCGCAGCCGCCGGUUCGCACAGGUCCUCGCGACCAAGUACUCCAUCAAACCCAACGACGUCGUCGCAUUCCUCGCCAACAAUUCAAUCCAGUAUCCCAUCGCCUUCUUUGGUGUGUUGGCUGCCGGCGCAACCAUCUCGCCCAUCCCCGUCCAGACGGGGCUGGAUGUCCCCGCCGUCGUGCCGCGGCUCGAGCAGGCCGAUGCAAAGCUGAUCAUCACGGACAGUACGCUGGGCGGUCUCGCCAAGGGGGCAGCAGAGGCGUACAAGAACAUCCCGCUCGUCUCCCUGGACACCAUCCCCUCGGACCCGUCCAUCGCCUCCAUCACCGAGCUCCUCGAAGCCGAGUCCGCACCGCAUACGGGAUUCGUCCUGGUCACACACGAGGAAACCGAAUCUCACAACGCCUUCAUCUACCGCACCUCGGGCUCCAGUGGAACAAUCAAGUCCGUGCUAACGACACACGCCCACUGGGCCGCGAACCUGCUCACCACGAAACUCACCGUGCCCGCGGACACGGACCCGGCCACGGAUACCUGGAUCUCCUCCCUCCCCUUUGCAUACGGGAUCAACGCGAAGCUGAACCUGGGCCUGAACGUUCUCUUGGGUAUCCCCGUGAUCAUCGUGCUCAAGCCAUUCGACAAGGAGUCCCUCCACCUGAUCGAUACGUAUGGGAUUACCUUCCUGUUCGUCACGCCGCCGCUCGCGGCGCAGAUUGCCAAGGCGGAGAAGACAAGUGAGACCACCUUUAAGAGUAUAAAGUGGCUCCUCUCCGCGGGAGCCCCGCUGCACGAGAAGAUCCGCGAUGCGGUGCAGGACCGGUUCAAUGGGGUCCCACUAACGCUGGAAUGGGGCACGACCGAAACCCUGCUCAUCGCGCUGCAGAUCGACGAGAGGUCGCGCGUCCCCGGGUCCAGCGGGACGCUCGUCCACGGGAUCGAAGCCCGCGUGAUCGACCUCGAUUCCGGCGCUGACCUGGGUCCCGGACAGAAAGGCGAGAUCCUCGUCCGGAACACACUCGCGCGCUUCGCGGGGUACAAGGACAAUGCAGAGGCGAACAAGGAUUUCGACGAGGAGGGCUGGUUCCAUUCCGGGGAUGUGGGUUUUUUCGAUGAGAGGUCCAACGUCUUCAUCGUCGAUCGACUCAAGGAGCUCCUGCGUGUCGGCGACGGGUACGGGACGCACGUUUCCGUCGGCGAGUUUGAGGCCGUCCUCUUUGACCACCCGGCUGUUGCGACGGCCAUUGUCGUCGGGAUCCGGGAUGUCGAGACGCAGCAGGAGCAUCCGACGGCGUUUGUCAUUUUGCAACCGGGUGUUGAGCAGGAGAAGGACAAGGGGGAUCUUGCGAAGUUGGCGGUUGAGAUUGAGGCGUUUGUUGAGGAACGCCUUGGGUCGUUUAAGCGGUUGACAGGGGGCGUGUGGUUUGUGGAACGGUAUCCGACUGUUGGGUACAAGAUUAAUCGGCAGCGGCUGAAGAUUCUGGUGAGUCCUGGGGAGAGUAAUCGGCAGCAGAGGUGGGUGGAUGUGGGCGCUUAG